Molecule: messenger RNA, 3263 nt
Organism: Tachysurus fulvidraco (yellow catfish)
Lineage: Eukaryota; Metazoa; Chordata; Actinopteri; Siluriformes; Bagridae
Gene: shc2
Product: SHC (Src homology 2 domain containing) transforming protein 2
Exons: 12
Coding region: 11-2257 (748 amino acids)
Biological process (GO): intracellular signal transduction; cell surface receptor protein tyrosine kinase signaling pathway
Cellular component (GO): plasma membrane
Molecular function (GO): receptor tyrosine kinase binding
Source: RefSeq, a predicted model, not a curated record
UAUAGUGUGUAUGCAUAGAACAGACUACAGCAUUGCACCAACCCCAAAGGAGAUUCUCUUCACUGAGAGAUUUUUGGAAGAAUUGCUUUUCUCUUCCAUCACUUCUAUCCAUUUUUUCUUCCUUUUUCCACCGUUAGCUAGUGGCAGCGAUACCCACUCAUCGUUGUCCUCCCUGCACCAGGCUGUUCUUCCGGGCAUGCUACUUAAGCCCAAGUAUGGCCGCUUUCGCAACGACUCUGUGACCUCCUCAGACGACCUGAUACAGAGCUUAGCCAUGAGCGGGAAGGUGGUAGCCACAGCAGUGGCUCCUUCUUCAGUACCAAACUCACCAGUGCCACCCUUGGAGCCCACCAUCCUCACCCCACCCUUAGUCCAGGCAUUGGAUGAGUCUCCUGGCCUGGAUGGCGAGCAGGACAGUACCACCACCUUUUGCAUGCUCAUCCCCAAGAUGCCCCACUGGAAGUUCUCUAACUCGCUACUGAGCUGCAGUCCAUCUAACAGUGCUGCUUCCAGCUCCAGUAAGGAUUCCAGCAAAAACACUAUGGCUAAGGCAUCCCCAGCCUCCUCCAGGAUAGCUGCAACCUCCAGUGGUCCCAUGACCAGCCUUGCUGCUGCACUUAAUUCCUGUGACCCUGUCUGUUUGGGUCCCUGUUCACUGCAGGCUGUGAGCAGACAGAGGGUCGCCGUAGGCUCAGCUAGUCCCAGUGGCUUUGGAGGAACCGAGACAGCAGUAGGGACCCCAAGCAGUGCUGGAAGCUUCCGCACAGGCAUCAGUCGCAGGACCAGAGCGGAUGGAAUAUGGCUUGGUGGAGAAGAUCUUAGCCACAAAGGCAAUAUCAUCCAUAAGCCCUCGCAGGGCUGGCUGCAUUCAGAGAACAAAAUAUACAGCACAGGCAUCUCCUAUAUUGUCAAGUAUUUAGGCUGCAUUGAGGUGCUUAAAUCAAUGCGUUCGCUGGACUUCACAACAAGAACACAGGUGACGAGGGAGGCUAUUAACAGGCUGUGUGAAAUAGUUCCAGGAGGGAAAGGGGUAUGGAAGAAGAAGGCUGCCAACAAGGCCCUUCAUGCCGUCAUGGGAAAGAGUAACUUGCAUUUCGCUGGCAUGCGUAUUGCUGUCAACAUCUCAGUAGAAGGGCUGAAUUUGCUAGACCCCACCACGCGACAGGUGAUAGCACAUCACCCUAUGCAGUCGAUCUCCUUUGCUUCUGGAGGAGACACGGACACACCUGAUUAUGUUGCAUAUGUGGCCAAAGAUCCUGUCAAUCAAAGAGCAUGUCAUAUUCUGGAGUGCUGUGCAAACCUCGCCCAGAGCAUCAUCAGUACCAUCGGCCAAGCUUUCGAGCUGCAAUUCAAACAGCACCUGCACAGCCCACCCAAAGCCACAUCCAGCCAGGACAGGAACGCAAGGACAGAGGAGUCAGCGUGGGAGGAUGAUGACAUGUUUUUGGAGCACGAUUACUACAACAGAAUACCAGGAAAAGAACCUCCGCUGGGAGGGGUCGUUGACUCGAGGCUUAGGGUGCCAGCAGCCAUGCCGGGCCACAUCCACUGCGUACCGCAGAGCAAAGCAGCACAGUCUGGCUCUACAGCUAAGAGAGACAUGCCCUCACUACCUGCGACUCAGCUCUGUUACGAAGUGCAUUGGGACAUGGAGAACUGCAGUAGCUCAAGUGUGACAUCUGAUGGGUAUUUGAGAGCAGAUGGACAUCCUAAUAGUAGCCAGGAUUAUGAGGAGCACCUGUAUGUGAAUACACAGAAUCUGAACAAAACAAGACCACCACGAGAUGCACAAGGAGAAUGCAGCCCUGAGAGCCCCCCGAAAGACAUCUUCGACAUGAGACCUUUUGAAGAUGCUCUGCGUCUGCAUGAGGCUGGUACUGUGUGUGUGCUGGAGGACAAGUGGCCAAGUCCACCACACCGCAGAGCCCCUGUAGCCCCUACCGAGGAGCAGCUUUCUCGAGAAGCCUGGUAUCAUGGCCGAAUGAGCCGCCGUGAUGCAGAGAAGCUCCUGAUCCAUGAUGGAGAUUUCCUAGUGCGAGACAGUGCCACUAACCCAGGCCAAUAUGUACUGACAGGGAUGCACUGCGGCCUGCCGAAGCACUUGCUCCUGGUGGACCCAGAGGGAGUGGUACGUACUAAAGACAUGCUGUUUGACAGCAUCAGUCACCUGAUCAACUAUCACCUGAGCAACAAGCUGCCCAUUGUAGCAGCGGAAAGUGAGCUUCAUCUCCAGCAAGUGGUGUACAGAAAGCAGUGACCGCCAAUCAGACAAGGGUGUAAAUGUGUAAAUGAAACACUUUCACUUGCCUGUCUUCACUUAAGGAACACAUAGUGGUACAAUUUGAUUGUAUUUUAUUAAUAACAGACAUUCAACCCUUAAAACACUGUAAAUUAGUGAAAUUGCCCCUAGGUUUGAAUGAGUGGGUACAUGAUGCCCUGUAAUGGACUGGAGUCUCAUACAAGGUGUGAUCCACACCAAGUACAUCACACCUAGUGUUCCCUGGAUCCACUGCAAUCCUGGACAGAAUAUAGUGUGUACUGAAAGCGAUUGAGUGUAAAUUAGUAUGAAUUCUGUUAUUAUUCUCAGGUUAUCAAUGAAGCUAGGCAUCGUUUUUUGCAGCCAACCCUGGGCCCCUACACCUUUGCCUUAAACACAGAUUCAAAACUUUUAUUCUACAUUAUACAUAGGAAUGGAGCAAAAUGUCCAUCAGCACCUUAUACACAACUGGCAGCAGAAUUCAGACGCACAUGAAAAAUGUGCUGAUGUUAAAUUAUACCAAAAAGGCACAAGAUUGUAACUGUGUUAAAAAUGUUGGUGUAAUAAUUUUCUCAGGAUGCAAUGUCACAGUGCUGUUUUUUUCUGUUUAUUUCUUUACAACAAAUGGUCCCUAGAUUUGGAUAGAGAGUAAAAGCUAAUUUUGAAAGCGAUUAAAUUCCCCAUAGACUUAUUCAUAUUAUUGGUUUGAAUUGGUUUUCAUCCAGUUCAUCAUUUUAUAGGACCUCUAGUCACAAACAGCUUUAAUCUAUGAUCAUCAUAAAUGCAAGUUUUUAUUCGAUUAUCCUCCUGUCCUUGGCAUGGCUCAUGAAAGUAAGUGUCACAGAGAACAGUGAGAAUAUGAACCCUCAAGGCAUUUUAAGGCAAUGAAGAGUGUUGUAGAGUUAAGGGUUUUUUUGUUGUUGUUGUUGGUUUGGCCAUGUUCUUUGUUCAGAAUAACCAUCUAGCUGGCUAAUACUGCAAAGUUAGCUUCAAAACACAAAGUUGA